AUGUCGAGUAAAGCAUGUAAAUGUGGUGGAACAGAGAUCGAUACGGAUCGAGCGCGCGGUCUUAGUGUAUGUAUGCAAUGUGGUGAAGUUAUUGAAGAUACAAUUAUUAUUAAUGAAGCUGAAUUAACUGAAACAAGUGGUGGUGGUAUACAAGUUGUUGGACAAUGGUUAUCAAAUGAUGAUGUUCGUGGUGCAAGUGCUGGUGGUAUGAUGGGUUUUAAUAUUCGAGAAUCAAGACAAAUAACAUUACAUAAAGCUCGUCGCGGUAUAACAGAUAUUGCCAGUAAUAUGCGUAUGAAUCAUCAUUGUAUUGAUGCAGCAUUUAAAAUUUAUAAAAUGGCACUUGAUCACGGAUUAUCUCGUGGAAAUAAAUCUAGUCAUUUACUUGCUGCUUGUUUGUACAUUAUUUGUCGAACAGAAGGUACUCAACAUAUUUUACUUGAUUUUUGUGAUCAUGUUGAUGCUGAUAUAAGUGUAUUAGCACGAAUUUAUUUACGAUUAGCACGUGAAUUAUGUAUUAAUGUUCCACAUACAGAUCCAUCAUUACUUAUACCACGUUAUGCAGCUAAACUUGAUUUUGGUGAUCGUACAAAUGCUGUUUCUAAUACAGCUUUACGUAUUGUUCAACGUAUGAAACGUGAUUGGCUUAAUAUUGGUCGUCGUUCAUCAGGUCUUUGUGGUUCAGCAUUAUUAUUUGCUGCACGUAUGCAUAAUUUUAAUCGUACAAUUCAACAAAUAGUUGAUGUUGUUAAAAUAUCAAAAGCAACAAUAAUAAGACGUUUACAAGAAUUUGAAACAACACCAACAGCACAAUUAAAUAUGAAAGAAUUUGACACAAUUGAACUUGAAGAAGAACAAGAUCCACCAGCUUUUUCAAAAGCUAAACGUAUGACAAAACUUGCACAAUAUGAAGAAUCAUUUAAUAUUGAACAAAUUGAACGUGAAAUACUUGACACACAAAAACAAAUUGAUGAUCAAUUAGAAAAAUUAUCUAAACCACGUGGUCAAUUAGCUAAAUAUGCAAAAUAUGUUGAUUUAGAAAAAAAUGUUUUAGGUACGGAAGAAGAUGAUUUAAUUCAAAAAGUUUUAACAAAUAAAAAAUCAAAACGAAAACAAUCAAUCGAUGAAGAUGAUGAAAUUUCAUCAACAAUGAUAACAACUGAAACGGAACCAGCACCAAUCGAUGAGAAUGAUAUGAAAUGGGCUGCAAAUUAUAUUGAAGAACAACAAACACAAUUAAUUCUUUCAUUAUUCGAUAAUGAUGGUAAUCAAUUAACGAAUAAUAAUAAUAAUGAUGAUGAUGAUGAACAACAAAAUAAAGAAGAUGAUUUUAAAUCUCUUCGACCAUCUUUAACAACUAUGGGCAUUGAACCAGUAACAUCAUCUUUAAAUUAUUCAAAAGAUAAUAUUAAUUCUACAACAUCAAGUAUAACUUAUCAUCAUCAAGUUGUACUUGAUUUUCCUGAAUGGCAUCCAUCAAUUGAUUUAUCGAAUGAAGAACUUGAUUUAACUGGUAUUGAUGAUAAUGAAAUUGAAGAAAUGAUUUUAACACGUGAUGAAACAAAACUUAAACUUAAAUCUUGGCUACGUGAAAAUAAAGAUUGGUUCUUAGAAGAAAAACGACGUCAACGUAAUAAAGAAGCUGCUGAACAAAAGAAAACUGGUUCAAAUAGUAUGACAGCAGCACAACGACGUAAACGUAAGAAGAAAGCAGCAACAAUGGCAUUGAAUGAAUUAAAUAAAUCAACAAAUACUACUAAUACUCAUCAUCAAUUAGCUGGUUUUAAUUCAUUGACACCAGCUGGUUUAGCUGCUGCAGCUCAUUCAGCACUUGAAGCAGAAAAAAAUUCACAAGAUAAACGUAUAUCAAGUAAAAUUAAUUAUGAUGUAUUAAAGAGAUUGACAAUGAAAAAAGAUGGAACAGGACAAACGUCAUCAUCACCAGCAAUGGCAAAUACCAAUGAAGCUGAAAGAACUACUUAA
Molecule: messenger RNA, 1983 nt
Organism: Rotaria sordida
Lineage: Eukaryota; Metazoa; Rotifera; Eurotatoria; Philodinida; Philodinidae
Source: the annotation of a GenBank genome assembly